AUGUGCUUUGUGGACUUGGAGAAGGCGUUCGACUGUGUCCCUUGGGGAGCCCUGUGGGGGGUUCUCCGGGAGUACGGGGUGCCGGGCCCUUUGAUACGGGCUGUCAGGUCCCUGUAUGACCGGUGUCAGAGUCUGGUCCGCAUUGCCGUUAGUAAGUCGGGCUCGUUUCCGGUCAUGAUCCGCAGCUCUCGCUGGAUCGGUUCGCAGCCGAGUGUGAAGCGGCCGGGAUGGGGAUCAUCUAUGGUCCCCAUCCCUACCCUCAUCUAUGGUCAUGAACUCCGGGUCGUGACCGAAAGAACAAGAUCGCGGAUACAAGCGGCCGAAAUGGAAGGAGCUGAAACAAAGGCAUGCUUUCCUGAUAUGUGCGAGUUACUCGAAGAGUUUGGUGCCAUGAAAGUAAAGCAAGAAACUAUGGAAACAAGGCUGGUGGAGACUGAAAACCAGGUUCUAGAGCUGAAAAACAAAGAAGCAUCAAAGGUCGCAUUUAGUGCUGCAACAACUGGACGUGGAGAUGUUGGGCCCUACAGCACAGAGUCAACCAUAGUUUACAACACAGUGAUAACAAAUGUGGGCAAUGCCUACAAUCAGCAGACAGGUAUUUUUGUUGCACCUGUGGCAGGCAUGUACUACUUCACCUUCUUUUAUCAUGCUGGAGGACAUGUUCCUACAGGUCUGGUCUUGGUGAAGAACAACCAUUAUAUUAUAAGUACUACUGACCAUCAAACAUCAUAUGACGGGGCUGAUAAUGGAGGCAAUGCAGCAUUCUUGCAAUUGCAACAAGGCGACCAAGUAUCUAUCCGGUUGUAUGCUAACUGUCAAGUCUGGGGAGGCAAUUAUCGCACCACAUUCAGCGGUGUUCUUCUGUAUCCGCUCUAA
This is a messenger RNA of Cyprinodon variegatus (sheepshead minnow), 876 nucleotides long. RefSeq lists its product as uncharacterized. The record is from RefSeq and is a predicted model, not a curated record. Gene Ontology annotation, molecular function: protein binding. Lineage: Eukaryota; Metazoa; Chordata; Actinopteri; Cyprinodontiformes; Cyprinodontidae. The transcript has 5 exons. Bases 1 to 876 code for a protein of 291 amino acids.